GCACCAGUUCAUCACCGGCCACCUACAGAAAGCUAACUAGCUACAAGCUACUGCAUAGAGCUGAUGAUGACGAAGUACUCACCUGCAAGGCUCCUCUCCAUUCGAUCUCUCCUGCUCUGCCUCCCGGCCGUCUGGGUGCUAGCCGCCACCGCCGGCGUCCCGCCGGCGCACCGGCCCGCAAGCUGCCAAUCCAGGUGCGGCGAGGUCGACAUCCCGUACCCGUUCGGCGUCGGCGAUGACUGCGCCAUCAACGAUGGCUUCAAUCUCAGCUGCAGUCUUGUCAACGGCACCGAAAGGCCUUUCAGUGGGCCGUUCGAGGUGACCAAGAUCUCCAUGGCCGACGCCAAAGCCUGGAUAAAGAUGAACAUCUCUUGGUGGUGCUAUGAUUCUGACACGAGCCAGAUGAGGCAGGGCACAUGGGGAGGAAAUUUCACAAACUCGGCAUUCAGGUUCUCACACGAGGAUAACAAGAUAUUUGUAAUCGGCUGCAACACGCUCGCUUAUAUCACGAGCGAAUAUUACAGCAUAGGUUGCUUGUCCAGAUGCUAUGGUGAACCGAGAAACAUGAGUUCAUGCUCCCCCGGGUCUGGCUGUUGUGAGGCAGAUGUCCCAGAUAACAUGGGGUAUUGCAAAUCUUACUUCAAUCCAGACUACAACGACACCAAUACCUGCGGCUAUACUGUAGUGAUGGAAGCCAAGGCGUUUAGCUAUAGCACAACAUACAGGUCGUCCUCAUCGUUUUGGCAUGCAAACAACGGCACAGUGCCAGUUGUAAUGGACUGGAGGAUUACAUUCGAAACAUGCGAGCUUGCACAAUUGAACCUCAGUUCAUAUGCAUGUGUUAGCAACAAUAGCAAAUGUGUCAACACCACCAACGGGCCAGGCUACCGCUGCAAGUGCCUGGACGGGUAUCAAGGCAAUCCGCACGUCAGCAAUGGAUGCACAGAUAUCGACGAAUGCCAGAGUAAUAUGAAUAAUUGCAAAGCCAGAGGGGCAACUUGCGAAAAUACACAGGGAAGCUAUAAAUGUUUAUGUCCACGGGGGAAAACGAUGAUAGAUGACAGGUGCAUGGCAAAUCAGAAGUCCUCUUCUUGGGUGAUACCAGUCGUAGGUUCAAGCGUUGGACUAGUGGCCCUCGUCAUUACUAUAACCUGUGCAUACUUGAUCCUACAAAGAAGAAAGCUACAUCACAUCAAGCAGAGAUACUUCCAACAGCACGGAGGUAUGCUAUUGUUUGAAGAGAUGAAAUCACAACAAGGUAAUAGCAUUGCUUUCAAAAUAUUUUCAGAAGCAGAAUUGCAAGAAGCCACCGAUAAGUUCGAUGAGAAACGAGUGCUGGGUCAGGGAGGACAUGGAACAGUGUACAAGGGGCUUCUCAAAGGCAACGUGGAAGUGGCGGUAAAAAGAUGUAUGUCCAUUGACGAGCAGCACAAGAAAGAAUUCGGCAAGGAAAUGCUAAUCCUCUCUCAAAUCAACCACAGGAACAUCGUUAAGCUACUCGGCUGCUGCCUCGAAGUGCAGGUCCCCAUGCUGGUAUAUGAGUUCAUCCCAAAUGGCACAUUGUUCCAACUCAUACAUGGCAACCAUGGCAGGCAGAUUUCCUUGGCAACUCGCGUACAGAUCGCUCAUCAGUCCGCUGAGGCGCUUGCCUACCUGCACUCAUGGGCAUCCCCACCAAUCCUCCAUGGAGAUGUCAAGUCUUCAAACAUCCUCAUCGAUGGAGACUACACAGCCAAAGUAUCAGACUUUGGUGCUUCCAUCCUAGCACCAACUGAUGAAUCACAGUUCGUCACACUUGUUCAAGGAACUUGUGGGUACCUUGACCCAGAGUAUAUGCAGACAUGCCAUUUGACAGACAAGAGCGAUGUGUACAGCUUCGGGGUUGUUCUCCUAGAGCUUCUCACACGCAAAAAGCCCUUUAACCUUGAUGCGCCUGAAGAUGAGAAGAGCCUAGCAUUGAGGUUUAUUUAUGUGACAAAGGAGGGCAGGCUGGAGGAGAUACUGGAUGAUCAGAUCAAGAAUGAUGAAAACAUGGAGUUUCUGGAAGAGAUUGCAGAGUUAGCAAAGCAGUGCUUGGAGAUAUCUGGCGUCAAUAGGCCGUCGAUGAGGGAAGUCUCCGAGAGGCUUGAUAGAUUGAGGAAGGUCAUGCAACAUCCAUGGGAACAACAGCAGAACCCUGAGGAGAUGGAGUUGUUGCUUGGAGAGUCAUCCUUGGCAAGCUCCGAGAUUGUCAACAGUGGGAUUUUAAGCAUCGAGAAGAAGGCUGCCAGGAAUCUUGAAUCAGGACGUUAAUCAGCAGGAAGUGCAAAAGGAAAGCGAGAUUACUUUUUUAUCGAUUACCUGUGCCUACAGCCUAUGGUAAGCUAAUGUCAAAGUUGGGUCACACUGGUCGGUCACUUUAAGCUAUUUUUGUAAUGUUAGAGAUGUGUAUUUUAAAAAAUAAUAGAACCUAGUGCGUCUCGUGGGAACAAAUUAGUAACCAUAAGAUGGUAUGAUACCUAUCAACCUAUGUAUGCUUUGCUUUAAUCAAUAAGAUAGUAUGAUUUAUUUUUA
Molecule: messenger RNA, 2553 nt
Organism: Sorghum bicolor (sorghum)
Lineage: Eukaryota; Viridiplantae; Streptophyta; Magnoliopsida; Poales; Poaceae
Product: putative wall-associated receptor kinase-like 16
Exons: 4
Coding region: 64-2292 (742 amino acids)
Biological process (GO): cell surface receptor signaling pathway; protein phosphorylation
Cellular component (GO): plasma membrane
Molecular function (GO): ATP binding; calcium ion binding; protein serine/threonine kinase activity
Source: RefSeq, a predicted model, not a curated record